CUCUCCCCUACAAAUACCCUCUCUCCGCCUCCCCCCACAACCUCUCCCACCACCACCGCCACCAUGAUGCUAAAGUCGCCGGAGCUUCCAGAUUUGGUCGAUGUUAACCCACCGGUGCUAAUCCGGCCGGCAAACCCAACCCCAAAACACUCAAUAUACCUCUCCAAUCUCGACGAUCAAAGCUUCCUUAGAUUCUCCAUUAAAUACGUGUUCGUGUUCCAAAAGGGUGUCAGCUUGUGCAAGCUCAAGCGCUCUCUCGCCAUUGCUCUUGAAAAUUACUACCCUCUCGCCGGACGUUUGAGGGUCAGCGGCGGAGGGCCGUCGUCGGAAUUUGAUCGGAAGCUUGAAGUAGUGUGUAACGGAGAAGGGGCGGUUUUCACUGAGGGUUUUAUGGAUUUCACGGCGGAGGAGUUUCUUCAAACCGCAGAUACGCCGAACAGGUCUUGGAGGAAAUUGCUUUAUCGCUUCGAAGCUUCGAGUUUCUUGGAUAUUCCUCCCCUUAUCGUUCAGGUGACAAAUUUGAGCUGUGGAGGGAUGAUACUAUGCACCGGAAUAAACCACUGCCUCUCGGACGGUGUGGGUACGUCACAAUUCCUGCAUGCGUGGGCCCACCUCACAACUAAACCCAAUCUCCCUCUACCAAUCAAACCCUUCCAUUUCCGCCACGUGUUCAAACCCCGCAACCCUCUCCACGUCACUUCCCCUCAUCCACAAUAUUCCAAAACUACCCCUUCUAAUACCCACAACAACCUCCUCAACCUCCUCCGUUCCCUCCCUCUCCGCCCCGUCUCCGUCUCCUUCUCCGCCGCUCAAAUCCUCCGCCUCAAACGCCGUUGCAUCCCCUCCCUUAAAUGCACCACUUUCGAAGCCCUCGCCGCACACACCUGGCAGUGCUGGCUUCACUCUCUCACCCUCGCCACCGUCGUUCCUCUCCCUCCUCCACUUCCCGUUAACCUUCUCUUCUCCGUCAACGUUCGCCGUCGCCUCCUCCUCCCUGAACCACCCUCCGGUUAUUACGGUAACGCCUUCGUACUCGCCUGCGCUCAAUCCUCCGUUAAGGAGCUCAACGCCGCUGCCACCUCCGCCAAUAUCCACCACGGCGUCACGCUAGUUCAACAGGCUAAGGCUGCUGUCACCGAUGAGUACGUGCGGUCCGUGGUCGACAUGUUGGAUGAUAGAAGUGUUAGAACCGACAUGUCGGCGAGCUUGGUGAUUUCGCAAUGGUCCAAACUUGGGCUUGAGGAUUUGGAUUUCGGCGAAGGGAAGGCGGUCCAUAUGGGGCCUCUUGCCAGUGAUAUUUAUUGCCUAUUCUUGCCGGUCGCCGGAGAUGUCAACGCCGUUAGAGUUCUGGUGUCGGUGCCGGAAUGUGUGGCCCACAAGUUUGAGGUUUAUAUGAAGGAUUGUUGUUAUAGUGACGAUGAAGAUGAAGAUGAAGAUAGAAAUAAUAAUGAUAAUGGAGAACAAAAUAGUUUCAUAUGAAAAAAAAA
Molecule: messenger RNA, 1487 nt
Organism: Cucurbita moschata (crookneck pumpkin)
Lineage: Eukaryota; Viridiplantae; Streptophyta; Magnoliopsida; Cucurbitales; Cucurbitaceae
Product: fatty alcohol:caffeoyl-CoA acyltransferase
Exons: 2
Coding region: 64-1479 (471 amino acids)
Molecular function (GO): acyltransferase activity, transferring groups other than amino-acyl groups
Source: RefSeq, a predicted model, not a curated record